GUGGCCCCAGCUGCUGACUGUGCCUGUGGGUGCUCGGGUGGUGCUGGAGUGUCAGGUGUCAGGGCACCCUUUACCCUCCAUCAGCUGGAUCAAGAGAGGCCACUCCAAGCAGACUGGAGGCAAGAUUGCUCUGGGACUUAGAAAUGCUACUCUCCACAUCCAGUCAGCCAGGAGCUACGAUGAAGGAGUGUAUGUGUGCGAGGCCUCAAACACACUGGGCCACAGCCGCAGCACAGCAAUGCUGAGAGUUGCUGUGAGCCCCAUCAUAGUGACCUCUGUAGGUCAGGUGAGCUGCAGGAUCGGGGCUUCAGCAGUCCUGCCCUGCAGGGCUGUCGGGAUUCUACCCAUCACAUAUACCUGGACCAGAGCCAGAGCAGAGACACAGUCUGCCAUCAGUCCCAGUGAAGACAGACACAUUGAUGAGGAUGGAGCUCUGCACAUUUCAACUGUGCAGUGGUCUGAUCGAGGAGAAUAUUACUGUACUGCUGAGAACCGAGCAGGACGACAUCAGAGACAAACCAUCCUCAUUGUCACAGCUGAAGAUCACCCAGCUGGUAGAGGCAAGCAGAGAAGACUGGUUCUGUCUGCUAGCAUCAACACUAGCAAAGAACUGCCAGUUUCUCAACCGAGCAACUCUCAAUCUAUGGCUGCGCAACAUCUCAAGACAACACAUCAUCCACAUGUACAGGCACAGCAUAAGGAGGCCACAUGCUCCUCAUCAAACUGUGAUGCUACAACAAAUGGACCUGCCAUAUUUUCUGCAUUUUCAAGUGGAGCAGUGGCUGAGCUAAAGAUGUCACCAGGGUCACUUGGCCGUCUGUCACAACACCAACUCAUUCAGCCGACAACCAAUCCAAAUCACCCGUUAGUCACACAGAUGCAGCCUCCUUUGUUGCCACCUCCUCCACAUCCAAACUUCCAGUCAGUUGACCACCACACCCAACAGCCAGUGACUAGUUCUCCACUUUUAAUUUCAGAUAGCGAAUCACCUACAACACAGAGCCAGUCAUCGGUAGUCACCAGUGAAGUUUUGGGUUCAUCAAUUCAGUAUCUACUCACUGAAAGUCAAACUCAUUUGACUUUAACAUCAUCACAUCCACAAUUUCAGCAUCAAAUCAGGGACGAAUUGUUGACUGCACCAGACUCUAACAUCCGUGCUGUGUCUCUAGCUAGUCAAACCUUAGAGCCUGUCACUGAGAUGCCCAUGACUCAACCAUCGUCAGAGCUUCCAGUGGGUGGACAGUUUGGCCCUCUCAAGUUGGAUUCGUAUUCGCCAACUCCAACACAGAGUCCUGUGAGCCAAACUAUGACAAGCCACUCCACUGGUUCAGUGACCCAGUUGCACUUUUCUCAAACCCAGUCUCGCCACCUGGCCACAAAAAGUCAGUUUUACCAAUCCUACCAUGAGCCAACCUUCACUCAGAUUUCUCAAAUCAAGCUGGAAAACCCAAGUCAUUCUCUACAGCCCUCACCAGCUCUCUCACAAAUGCCUCAAACUCAUCCUCAACAAUCCUUUACUUUCAAGUUCAUACCCAAGUUCCAUCUUGAACCAUCAACAAUCCAGUAUCACCUGCCCUCCACACAACAUCCACCUUCUUCAAUCACCACACCUCAGCCAUCCCACGUUCACGGUCAGCCUUCAUCAACUAAACCAACUUUAGGCAUUUCUACGCUUCUUCAAACCCAACCUCAAUCAUCUCCAACACGACAGCCACAGCCCUCAGUCUCAACCAUCCACCCUCAUGGUCAGACCUCUAAUCCUUCAACGUUAGCCCCUGAAAUUCCCACCAUGCAUCAGGUAAACUUGUCUGAUCAGGUACAACUAAAUGUUACCCAGCAAGCUGACCCAGUUCAGUCAGCAAAAUCCACCAAUGACACUGAGCUUAUAGAGUGGCUGAAGAAGAACACUUCCCAAUCACCCAUGACCAGUAAUUAUCCCAGAGUGACGCAGCAGUCUCCAUCAUGGCUGCCCGUGCUGGAGAAACAUGACAUCCCGAUUGUGGUGGGAGUGGGUGUAUCUUUGGCUUUCAUCUUCAUCACUGUUACCUUCUACUCAGUGGUCCAGAAGAAUGAACCUGCACCAACAAGCCGAGCAGCUCAGAGGAAUCUGGGUGUACCCAUACGACACGCAGAACGACGUGCUGCAGGACGUACAUAUGAAAACAGAGCUUUUGAAGACGAUGACUGUGUGGCAGUGAUUGAGCAGAGCCCAAACACGUCAGACACCCGAGCCAGACCUCCAGGACCCAGCCUGGUCACGGUGCAGAUGGAGCCCGCUUUUGAGGAUCUUCAAGAAGAGACACAACCCGCUCUGGACAACCACUCAGUCACUGUAGAGACUUAUCCUGAGCCCAUUCUUGACACAAAGAUUGAUCCCUCUCUGGAGGAGGAGAAGGGCUGCAGUUUAUCCCAGCCUAGCAUCCAGCUGCAGUGUGCUGAGGACUGGACCAGUGACAGAGGAGACAACCACAGCCCCUGCCAGGAUGCUUUGCCCCCUCCGUCAUCCUUACCCUCCUGUUCACCUUCCCCCUCUCCACCCUCCAGACGUGAGGAGGGCCUGCGCUCCUCAUUAACCCUGCAAAGUGCUGAGCAGUGUGUAGCACCAAUCCACCACAGCCUCAGCAUCUCUCAUGGCAACCCUCCCCUGUUCCUGUCUCACCAUGUCUCUCUGGGUCUCACUACAGUUGCUGUUGAUGUCCAUUUUUACCCAGCGGCCACGUCUUCGAUGGCAGUGGGCACUAGCACUCACAUCAAUUCAGUCUCCAAUUCCACUUCAGUGGCUGCGCCUCUGUUCAGUCCUCCAUUGAUUAACAGUCGGGAUGACCAAUCGACUGCCAGAUUUCAUCAGUCUAAGUAGCUAAAACCAUCUCCAACUGUAACGAUAUCACAUGAUGAGAAGCACGAAUUGGUAAAAUGUGAGAAAUGUGGUUAUUUGCUGUCUUGAUGAGCAAUAAGACAAGUUAAAGCUCUUCAGCCUCAGUAAUGUGACAUAUUUCUGAGUAAUAUGAAAUGUAUGGAGGGAGAGGGGGAUAAACGUACUAAUUAGUGAGUUUUAGAGGGGCUGGUAUAGGCAGAUGUUUGAGCAUUGGCCUGAACCAAGGCUCGCUGUUUCCCCAUGCUUCCAGUGUCUGGGCUUCAGUGCAUACUUAAUGCACAGACAUGAGAGUGGUAUCAGUCUUAUCAUCAAACCCUCAGCAAGAUGACAAAUAAGAAUAUGUUGAAUUGUUCCUUUAAAAAAAACGCACAUUCUGUAUUAGCAUCCACAUCUUUUUGUUAAUGUGUAUUUCAUAGCUUUAGCACAGCACUUUCUGUAUUACUCCCUGUACUGGUUAGAUUAUUUAAUGUCAUGUUAAAUGUUUAACUGGCUACUUUUGAUACAACCACAGCUUUAUCAUGGAUAGUCUUGCUCUCUAUUGUUUUAAUUCUCUAUUUUAUUAAUGAAAUACAAAAGAGGAAAUAAGUUGUAUUAAUUUUAUCAUUACUUAUGUAAGAGACAUGUUUCACUCUGAUUAUAUUAUAUUAUAUUAACUGCUUGUAGGUUAGUUCAAGUAAAAAAGACUUAAAUGUGUUGUACAAUAGUGAUCUAUUUAGUGAAACAGCCAAGGAUACAUUACUUUGUCAGAAAAUAUUGCAAUUUCAGUGACACGACCUGUUUCAGUGACCUACUCACGCUCUUAUAUCUAAGCUACUUGACUGUUACACCUUUUUUGAAACCAAAGGAAGGUAAUGGGGGCUGUAUCAAUAAACAUUUAGAGAACACAACCAAAGUCCACGGUGACAUUUUUGUAUGUUCCUCACACAUGGCCCUGUGAUCCAAUAUAAAGCAUGUUGUUUACUGAAUAUGUGCUUUAUGAUAAAAAUGUUAGUUGCUGCACACCUUAUUAAAAAGCUCUAAGUACGUGCUCCAAACAUCAUCACUCCACAUGGAUUGUAUGCAUGCUUGUUUAGGUUGGAGAAUGUGUUAAGACCAUCUGUCAAACAUGCAUGCACAAACAAUGUACAGACUGGGGCAAAAACAUGCAGGCAGACUGAGUAAAGGAGUGGUAUUCUUCAGAGAGGAGGCAGUAGAAGAGCUGACAAAGAGGAAAGGAAGGUGAGCAGGUAUUCUGAAGGGUUGAUGGGAUGAUUAAAGGCAGGUGUGUGAUCACAAAGUAAUCAGGCUGCAGGGGAGAAGCAGGUGGGUUGGUCACAUGAGGACUGACAGGGUCUGGAAUGAGAAGAGAGAUGGUGGUGGCAAAACAUGAUCAAUGGGAAGAAAAAAUGAGUUUCAUGGAGUCCUAAAGUUUCUUGGCAGCUCAUGGUUGUUUUGAAAGUCAUCACAGUUCGUAGUUAACUUUCAGGAGACACUUUAGUGCUCAUCCCAGACAAAAAUGAAAGUAAUUUAAUGGUCUUGUUCGGUGACAAAAGAGGUUGAAGACUGCUAUCACUGUGCAGCCAUCAGAGAGACAAUCAAGCCUCAAUUCUUCCUGCCUAGAUCUAUCUAGUGUGUAAUUUUUAUGGAGUCAAUAGUUAUUAGUCACUGUUUGAAAAGUAAUAGGUCUUUUUCACGGGAGACAUUCUGACUUUUCAUGGUAGGAAAAUGCACAGGUGUUACUGAUGCCAUUAACAAAGGCUCAGUUUAAGUGUCCCACCAGGAUCCUGAAACUGAAGCAGCUCAUUAGAAUCACAUUGUCUCUGGAUAAAAAGGUCUAGAAACAAAGGCUGAGAAUCUUAUUUUUGUUGCCAUCUAGCAGCUGAAAUGUUCCCACCCUCAUAGUGAUGUACUGCUACCAUAGAUGGGAUAAAAUAUAUAAUAAUAUUUCAUAUGUAGUCUAGGCUGCUACAUCAAGG
Messenger RNA from Lates calcarifer (barramundi perch), 4830 nucleotides. Its product is annotated as mucin-4. Lineage: Eukaryota; Metazoa; Chordata; Actinopteri; Centropomidae. The record is from RefSeq and is a predicted model, not a curated record. The coding region runs from base 239 to 2857 and encodes 872 amino acids. The transcript is spliced from 11 exons.